AUGACACAAAUCUCAGGGACCAUGGAAUUUUACCGCUUCGGGCACUUCAAUACCUUUGGAAUUGCUUUCGCGGGCAGGAACUUCAGAAAGGAGAAAACCAGAUGUAAUGUCAAGAAGCGACACAUGGGAUUCCUUUCAGAAGAGGAAAAGCAGGCCAUCAAAGACAAGGAGAAGCAAAGACGCGCACAUAUCGUCAGCUGA
This is a messenger RNA of Opisthorchis viverrini, 201 nucleotides long. RefSeq lists its product as hypothetical. Bases 1 to 201 code for a protein of 66 amino acids. NCBI's taxonomy places the organism in Eukaryota, Metazoa, Platyhelminthes, Trematoda, Opisthorchiida, Opisthorchiidae. The record is from RefSeq and is a predicted model, not a curated record. The transcript is spliced from 2 exons.